This is a messenger RNA of Meyerozyma guilliermondii ATCC 6260, 1956 nucleotides long. RefSeq names its product Pso2p (gene PSO2). Lineage: Eukaryota; Fungi; Ascomycota; Pichiomycetes; Serinales; Debaryomycetaceae. Gene Ontology annotation, biological process: double-strand break repair via nonhomologous end joining; interstrand cross-link repair; protection from non-homologous end joining at telomere. The transcript has a single exon. Gene Ontology annotation, molecular function: damaged DNA binding; 5'-3' DNA exonuclease activity. Bases 1 to 1956 code for a protein of 651 amino acids. The record is from RefSeq and is a predicted model, not a curated record.
AUGAACAAUGGACGAGGAAGCACCUUUAAUGGGUGUAUUUUGGAGUUUCCUGGGGUAGCCGCUGACAAAUUCAACUGCAACGCUAGUAUAUUUUUGCUCAGUCAUCACCACGCAGACCACACUAUUGGACUUCGAAAUCGAACAUUUAACAGACGAGUUUAUUGCUCCAAAGGAACCAAGAAACUUUUGGAGAGCAACGAGUCAUACAACCACAUACAGCAUCUAAUAAGAGCCUUGGAUUACAAUCGCCAGUAUACUUUGAACGUGGAACAAGACAAGGAGAUUACUCUGGUCGUUGUGACUUUGAUCCCGUCUUACCAUUGUCCUGGAUCUUGCAUGUUUUUGAUAGAGCAAGACGAGAAGGCUGUUAUUUAUACUGGCGACAUCAGAGCAGAAGACUGGUGGAUUAAGGGCCUUCCGUACAAUCAAUUCUUGUACCCUUAUACAUCUUCCAAGCAGCUAGAAAACAUCUAUAUCGAUACCACAUUUGCUUAUCGAGGAGAACCAUACGCCAAGUACGCUACGAAUUCAGAUGCUUUGAAAAUAUUAGCUGGAAUACUUGCUUUGUACCCGAAAGAUGAUCCUGAAAUUCAAUUUUAUUUCAACGAUAGCGUUUCUGGAUUGGACGAAUGCUGGAUCAAACUAGCAUAUGAAUUUGGGCUCGAAAUACAUGCUGAAGCAACAAACAGCAAGAUCCUAAAUGUCGUUGAAGUCACGGAAACAUUACCCUCGUACGGUGGUCGGCACACUUUCACUCAUACUAUAGAAGGCACAAAAGCUCCACAAAAAUCAAAGCUACAUGCCUGUGGAAGAUACUGGAAAUGCACUGAACCCAAGGCGAAGUUUCCCGUCUCAAUUUGCCAAUACUCGGACUUCAAUGUGGUAGAUUUUGCUGCGGCUUCUAUGCCAAUCAGAAUAGACUCGAUACAUGGAGUCGACAUAGAAGGCUUGAAAAAAAUUGAUACAACCGCAAAAGGGAACAAAAUUUACAACUUCAAGAAUCGAGUGUGGCUUCUUUCACAGGAUGGUACGGAGCUUCUUCCUGAUAAUUUGAAACUCUUGUUCAGUCGCCAUUCGUCUUACGAAGAGACUGUCAAUUUCAUGAGUAUAUUCAAGCCGAAACAGGUCUUUCCGUGUUGCGAAUCCAGACAAACAUGGCUCAAUGGGUUUACCGUCAAGCGUAUAUUUGGCAGCGUAUGUUCGCCUGGAAUGGAAUCUUCCUACGAUCAGAUGAUGGAGAGAGAACACGGAAUGCCUCUUUCUCAAAUUACUGAUCGAGAAGUGAAACAAGUCAAUCGAUGGUCAGUGGCAGAAUGUGAACAAGAGCGGAAGUUUGUAGCUGGUUUCUACUCAAAGCUUGACCAGAACCCUGGAAAUGGAAAGCUGUUAGCAUUGGAGUAUGCGAAAGAUUACAGAACCAAUACUUAUACUGGUGAAGUCGCCAAAGAUGCCAAAAACUAUGACUAUAAGGUUCAGGAUUUGGUUGCGGGCCGAAGAGAAAAGUGGUAUUCCAACUUUAUUGAAAACUGCCAAAACGAAUACUUCGAAAUGCUUCAAUAUGGCGAGCUGUCGGGAAGCAAGAAAGAUGUUCACUCAUCCAGCAUUUUCAUGCCCAGCUCCUCUGAUAACGACCUGAUCCCUAGUUCUGCGGUGAAAGAAUCCAUGAGAAACUUAAGCGAAUUACUGAACAUGAAAAAACGACAGCCUUAUUUAGUCCGAAAGCCCAACUGUCGCAAUCUCGAUAUGCGAACCAGGUCGAUGGUGUUUUCCAGCUUUGACUCUUUCGAGAUGUCUUUUGCAGAGAAUACGACAACCAAUAACAAUGGCAACCAGGUUCUUUUCAGGUCAGGUAAUAAGUUCGACGCCGAGAGUGUUGCGUCAAUCAAUGCCAAAUUACGAGGAAACCCCGACCUAUGGAGCCUGACUCCUCUGACUAAACUCACCUUGAAACCUUGA